GACUACACGCUGACCAUGUACUUCCAGCAGUACUGGAGAGAUAAGAGGCUGGCGUACGCCGGCAUCCCUCUGAACCUUACCCUGGAUAACAGAGUGGCCGACCAGCUCUGGGUCCCAGACACAUACUUCCUCAACGAUAAGAAGUCCUUUGUUCAUGGAGUCACAGUGAAAAACCGCAUGAUCCGCCUGCACCCCGAUGGGACAGUCCUGUACGGGCUCAGGAUCACGACGACAGCAGCCUGUAUGAUGGACCUACGGCGAUACCCACUGGACGAACAAAACUGCACUCUAGAAAUAGAGAGUUACGGAUACACCACUGAUGACAUUGAGUUUUACUGGAAAGGAGGAGAGACCGCUGUGACCGGAGUGACCAGGAUUGAGCUGCCUCAGUUCUCCAUCGUUGACUACAAACUAGUGUCCAGAAAUGUGGUAUUUUCUACAGGUGCCUACCCACGACUGUCUCUGAGCUUCAAACUGAAACGAAACAUUGGCUACUUCAUCUUACAGACGUACAUGCCCUCCAUCCUCAUCACCAUUCUGUCCUGGGUGUCCUUCUGGAUAAACUACGACGCUUCGGCCGCUAGAGUAGCUUUAGGUAUCACCACUGUGCUGACCAUGACCACCAUUAACACACAUUUGAGGGAGACUCUUCCCAAGAUCCCCUAUGUUAAAGCCAUAGACAUGUACCUGAUGGGCUGCUUCGUCUUCGUCUUCCUGGCGCUGCUUGAAUACGCAUUUGUCAACUACAUCUUCUUUGGACGUGGCCCCCAGAUGCAGAAGAAACUGGCUGAGCGGGCGCAAAAGGCCAAUAAUGACCGCAAUAAAUUUGACAGACCCAAGUCGUCUGUGGAUUCAGGUAACUGCAGGAAACAGUCCAAUCAGUUUGAGGGUCGGCGUCACUCUCGAGGGGUGGACUCCCAGGGAAACAUCCUCCUCACCACUUUAGAGAUCCACAACGAGGUGGGCACCAACGAGAUCACCACCACCACCCUGAGUGACACCCAUAACUCCUCCUCCAUGAUCUUUGACAACGUGGGCGGGGUCCAGUACAGGAGGCCCAGCUCAGCACGGGAGUCGGGGAGGCACAGUUUGGACAGGAACGCACACCUAAAGAGGACGAGACUGCGAAGACGCUCGUCCCAACUCAAGAUCAAAAUCCCAGAUCUGACCGAUGUAAAUGCCAUAGACAGGUGGUCGCGGAUUAUCUUCCCUUUCACAUUUUCUUUAUUCAACCUCAUCUACUGGCUCUAUUACGUCAACUAA
Molecule: messenger RNA, 1263 nt
Organism: Boleophthalmus pectinirostris (great blue-spotted mudskipper)
Lineage: Eukaryota; Metazoa; Chordata; Actinopteri; Gobiiformes; Gobiidae
Gene: gabrb3
Product: gamma-aminobutyric acid type A receptor subunit beta3
Exons: 7
Coding region: 16-1263 (415 amino acids)
Biological process (GO): nervous system process; signal transduction; regulation of membrane potential
Cellular component (GO): neuron projection; membrane; GABA-A receptor complex
Molecular function (GO): neurotransmitter receptor activity; GABA-A receptor activity; extracellular ligand-gated monoatomic ion channel activity
Source: RefSeq, a predicted model, not a curated record